Messenger RNA from Schistosoma guineensis, 441 nucleotides. Lineage: Eukaryota; Metazoa; Platyhelminthes; Trematoda; Strigeidida; Schistosomatidae. The record is from the annotation of a GenBank genome assembly.
AUGGUUGACCUAAGUGAAAAGGAUCUUAAUGAUGUUCACGAAAUGUUCCUACUGUUUGACACAAAAGGAGAUGAAAAAAUCGAGGCGAAAGAUAUUGGCGAAGUUGUGCGUGCAAUGGGUCUAAAUCCAACAGAGUCGGACAUUGGAAAAUAUGGCUAUCAAAAUAAUCCAAACGAACGUAUCAGUUUCGAAUCAUUCGUUCCAAUUUAUCAUGGUUUAUUAAAAGAACAAGUGGAAGUGGAUCAAGAAACGUUUAUUGAGUCGUUUCGUGUAUUUGAUAAAGAAGAUAAUGGAUUAAUUAGUGCAGCUGAAUUAAGACAUCUACUAACAGCACUAGGUGAAAAACUACGAGAUGAUGAAGUGGAUGUAUUAUUAUCUGGUUUAGAAAAUAGUCAAGGUCUUGUACCAUAUGAAGCUUUUGUACAACGUGUUAUGAGUUAA